CCCUCCCUGUCUCAUUUCCUCUUAGACCAGAAACCAAAAACUUUAGAAGAUGUCUGAUGCUCUCUGUAUUGUGGGUUCGUUGUUUGGCUCAUCAGAAGGACAGCAAGAAUGUGGUUCCUGUUACCUGAUAAACAUGGAAUCUGUAAUAGGCAUUAUUGCCUCUGACAUCAUCUUGACCAUCUUUAUCACUAUUUCUGUAUUUUGCUUUGCGACUCAUCAGAGGAGAAAGAGGGAAUGGGAAUCACACAGUGGCAAAAGAAGUGUACCAUCAUCAAUUUCAAAGAAAAUGGCAACAGAGGUCACAGAAUCUCCAUACCAGGAGUUACAUGGAGUCCAGUCAGAUGUUUACAGUGAACUUCGGCACUAUAGGAAAUGACUGAAUAACAAGUGCUGACAGUGUCCUGUUUGUAAUUAGCUCCACAAUGUAAAAUAUAAACUAAGAUUUGUCACAUUUACUCGCAAAUAAUUUGUUUAUUCUGCAUUAAUUGAUUGAUGUUGUAUUCAGUGAGUACUGCCUGGCACUAAAUGUAAUCUUUGCUGCUUCACAUUCCUGUUUUAGGCUGUUUUAUGAUAUGUAUUUGUAUCUAACUAAUAAUAAAUGAAACUACAUUUUAA
Messenger RNA from Neolamprologus brichardi, 615 nucleotides. It is a transcript of the gene tyrobp, whose product is annotated as transmembrane immune signaling adaptor TYROBP. Gene Ontology annotation, biological process: positive regulation of macrophage fusion; negative regulation of transforming growth factor beta1 production; positive regulation of natural killer cell activation. The record is from RefSeq and is a predicted model, not a curated record. Lineage: Eukaryota; Metazoa; Chordata; Actinopteri; Cichliformes; Cichlidae. Gene Ontology annotation, cellular component: cell surface. Gene Ontology annotation, molecular function: signaling receptor binding.